Messenger RNA from Portunus trituberculatus (swimming crab), 2909 nucleotides. Its product is annotated as synaptic vesicle 2-related protein-like. NCBI's taxonomy places the organism in Eukaryota, Metazoa, Arthropoda, Malacostraca, Decapoda, Portunidae. Gene Ontology annotation, cellular component: membrane. Gene Ontology annotation, biological process: transmembrane transport. The record is from RefSeq and is a predicted model, not a curated record. Gene Ontology annotation, molecular function: transmembrane transporter activity.
UCGAGGCGGUAAUGGAGCACCAACUUUCAGGAGCUUUACUCGACCAAAACUCAGUAGUGGAUCUCCGCCUUCUAUCCCUCACGUGCCUUUACUUCCAAGGGCAGGACGAGGUGCACAAGAUGAGUGUCCGACGCAGUAGAGAUGACUAUGAGGACUUUGAGGACAGAGGGGCGGAGGUAUCAGCGCCUCCCCAGCCUCCUCUACCUCCUGAUAGCCUUGACCCGGGGGCGCACAUUGAGAUGUCUGCUGCUGUGUCAGGGGUCGUGCCUGAUGACACCUUUACUGUGGACCAAGCUGUCAAUGCCCUGGGCUUUGGAAAAUUUCAAGUGAAGCUGUCUCUCAUCACUGGCUUGUGCUGGAUGGCAGACUCUAUGGAGAUGAUGAUCCUGGCCAUCCUUGGGCCGGCACUACACUGUGAUUGGCACCUGUCAGAGUGGCGCCAAGCCUUCCUCACCACUGCUGUCUUUAUUGGUAUGAUGCUGAGCUCUGCCUUCUGGGGCCAUCUGUCAGAUAAGUAUGGGAGGAAGCGAUCCCUGAGGCUGGCAGCAGUGAUGCUUGCCUACUGGGGUCUGCUGAGUGCCUUUGCACCAACCUAUAGCUGGAUAGUGCUCCUGCGAGGCCUCGUAGGGUUUGCAAUUGGCUGUGUCCCUCAAUCUGUGACACUAUAUGCAGAGUUUCUUCCUGCACAUCAAAGGGGAAAAUGUGUUGUUCUUCUUGAUUGUUUCUGGGCAGUAUGUGCUGAGGUGAUCCUGGCACUGUGGGUCAUGCCACAUCUCGGCUGGAAUGGACUUUUAGCUCUCUCCAUAAUUCCACUGGUGCUCUUUGUUAUUGUGUGUGAGUGGCUGCCUGAGAGUGCUCGGUUUGAUGCCACAUCAGGAGACUCAGAGAAAGCGUUAGCAACUCUGCAGAAGAUUGCUGAUGAAAAUGGCAAGCCCAUGUUGCUUGGCCGCAUUGUGGAUGACGUGGCACAGAUGAAUCGUGGCAUCAGGGAUCUGCUAGUGCAGGAUCUCAAGUGGACAAUGCUUCUCUGGUUCAUUUGGGCUUCAUGUGCUUUCUGCUACUAUGGGGUUGUUCUGAUGACUACAGAACUAUUUGAAGCACCAGAAGGCAGCCUGUGUACCUUGUCUGGUGCUGAUGAAUCCUUCACCUGCACAGCAAACUGCAGACCUCUCACCUCCCAAGACUAUCUGGACCUGCUCCUGACCACCUUAGCAGAGUUCCCAGGUAUUUUGUUUACUAUUGUGGUCAUUGAGCGUCUUGGCAGGAAGACAACCAUGGCCUUUGAAUUUGCUGUGUUUGUUGUUUCCAUAAUUUUUCUCUUCAUCUGCACUUCCAGUCGUGGAUGGUUGACUUACAUUCUUUUCGUGGCACGAGGAAUCAUCUCAGGCGUCUUCCAGGCCGCCUAUGUCUACACUCCAGAGGUGUACCCGACAUCCUUACGAGCAGUGGGCGUUGGUACGUGCUCUGGAAUGGCUCGCUUUGGUGCCAUGCUCACCCCUGUUGUGGCACAGGUCCUCACGCGUACCUCCAUACAUCUGGCUACAGCAACAUAUGGUAUUGUGGCAAUUCUGGCCAUUGCUGCAGCCCUCAUGUUGCCCAUUGAAACACGGGGCCGAGCCAUGGCCUAGUGCUGUGGCCAGUGAUGGCACAUGUUCUGUCUUGUAGAACACAUUAUGUACUGUAGACAUUUGUAUCCAUUUAAGUACCUGGAUGGCAUCCUCCAUUAUGGGGAGUGGAGAGCCAAAGCCAGAUAUCAACAUAGUGUAUUGUUUCAUCUUUGGAAUAACAACACAGGAAUGGUUCCCAAUCUUCACUGAGUCUGUUGAAGUCAUCUUUUACACAGCACCUUCAAUAUGAUCCAAAUAUUUUUCCAAUUUAUGUGAAAGAUAAGAAAUGUUGAUUUUUAUUGUAAUGUUCACAAGUGGAAGGCAGAAGAGGCAAUGGUGGUGGUAGUAGGAAGCACGAAUGGUGAUAAAGGAGGUAGACUGAUGAAGACAUUAAAAUAUCUCCAACCCUGAAUUCCUCCACUGUGUUACUCACUAUUCUGUUUUCAAUGUUUACUUGUAUGUAACAAUUACACAAAUUUAUUCAAUCCCAACUUACAGACUCAUGCAUCAUCUGAAUCUCUGAAUCUGAGUUUCAAAUGGUCUUUAGUGGAAAUUAAAGGCUACAUAUUUCAUAAAAAUGGAAUCUUGUCCAAGAAAAAAGAAUCAUUAUCCCUUUUCACAUGUAAUUAUUGUGGGUGAGUUUAGCACUAUCUAAUUAUUGCUGACUCCAAAGAAUUAAAUUAGCACUUGAACUUGAAUACUUGAUGUGUUUUCUUUUCAAUAACUACUUUUUGUCAAAGUUUUGUUUUUUGUUUUCUAUCAUAAUCACAUUCUGAUUGUAAUUCUGUGCUGGACUCACAGGGUCAUGUAGUUGGUUAAGGUGGCUCGUGUUCGGGCCUCUGGUCUAGGCGGCCCAGGUUCAAAUCUUUACCAAACCUUUUUGACUGGUGGGAGAUGUGGAAUUCUCCCGUUAGCCCUAGUGGUGCCAUAUGACCUUAGCUGUUGCGGCGCCUAUUGGAAUAAUUUCCAUUUUUUUCCUGGGCACCUCUGGGUUUGUGUCAUAAUGAGCAUUAUGCAAUUUGACUUCAAAAUUUAUACAAUUUUAUGUUUGUGCAUGUUUCAGUCAAUUAUAAAAUUUCUUUCCAUAGUUUCUUAGCUUUUAAGUUAGCUUUUAAGAAGCCUCACAGCAUCCAGCUUUAAGUGUGUUAAAGAUUAUAUUACAAGCUCACUAAAUAUUUGGAUGAAUAAUUAUAACCUCUACAGCAAGGUUUAUAAAUUAAGAAAUGUUGUAUUCUAGAUUAAUAUGUAAACUAAGAUGCUUUAUUUAAAUUUUUUAUACAUAAUAUAUUUAUUGUUGGCCAA